AACGCUGAGAUCCAAAAGGGAGCUAUGUGCGCUAAAGUGUUGAAGUGAGCUUCACGUUUCCUCAUGGUUUUCACGAUCGAAUUUGUUCAUGCGAAUUACAGCCAUUUAAAAGAGUAAUUUCCACAGGAAUAAGAUGAUACAAUGAUAGUUCUAGAAGGAGAUGACACGAUGGAUGGUGGGAGGCAGGCUCGUCUUUCACGCCCACACCGAAUCAGCGAGUCUUCAAAAGUGUAUCGAUGGGCAGACCAAGCUAGCUAUCUCCUACAGGGUUUGAAUGAACAAAGAGAGUGUGGUCAGCUAUGUGAUGUGGUGUUAGUGGCCAAUGAGCAGCGAGUGCCUGCACACCGGGCCCUGCUGGCAGUCUCCAGUCCAUACUUCCAAGCCAUGUUCACUCUUGGCAUGCGAGAGGAGCGCCAAACUGAGGUAGAGCUGGUGGGAGCCUCCUACGUUGGUGUAAAAGCAGUUGUGGAUUUUAUGUACAGUGGUGAACUGCCACUUGACGGUGGAAACAUUGACUAUGUGCUGGAGACGGCUCACCUGCUGCAGGUGUGGCGGGCAGUAGAUUUUUGUUGCCAGUACCUGGAGAAGGAGGUGAGUGAGGAGAACUACCUGUACCUGCAGGAGCUUGCCUUACUCUACAGCCUGGACAGGCUGGACGCCUUCAUAGACCGCUUCAUCCUGGAGCGGUUUGCCACACUCUCCUUCACGCCAGAGUUUUUAAGGGACGUGCGCUUGUCCAAGCUGUGCUCGUACCUGGCAAGUGAGCAGGUACAGCAUGAGAGUGAGCAGGCCCUCCUCCAGGCUGCCCUGCAGUGGCUGAGCCAGAGGCCCGAGCGCAUAGCCUUUGCCCGACAACUGCUGUCCCAUAUUCGCUUCACCCUGAUCCCCCCAGAAGAGCUGAUCAAGCAGGUGCUGCCAACUGUACGCUCUCUGCUGCUACCAGAAUCUGGCUGUGAAGCUCUGGUGGAAGAGGCACUAGGCUACCAUGCCCGCGUCAGUGCACAGCCCGUGCUGCAAACAGCCCGCACAAAGCUAAGAGGUGGGGUAGAGCGCCUCUUGCUGGUUGGAGGAGAAGUAUAUGAGCGUGGGGAGGAGCUUAGCACCGAAGUGUGCUGGCUGGAUGAAGAAGCAGGAACAUGGGAGGUGGAGACCCAGUUGCCAGCUCAGAGGAGUCACCACUGUGUUGCAGUGCUUGGAGGAUUCAUCUUCACGGCAGGGGGAAGUUCUUCACGGGACAAUGGGGGAGGCGCAGCGAGUAACUUACUCUACCGAUACGAUCCACGCAACAACACAUGGGUCAAGAGUGCCUCUAUGAACCAGCGGCGGGUGGAUUUCUAUCUGGGCACCAUGGGGGAAUGCCUGAUUGCUGUUGGAGGACGUAAUGAUAGUGGUGCGCUAUCAUCUGUAGAGGUCUACCAUCCUGUUGAGGAUUACUGGGCCUAUGUAGCAGGACUACCCAGAUUCACAUAUGGCCAUGCGGGCACUACACACAAAGAUGUCGUUUACAUCUCAGGAGGCCAUGACUACCAGAUUGGACCUUACCGACGUGAUAUGCUGAGCUAUGACCCAAGCUCUGGUGACACAUGGACAGAGCGGCAGGCAAUGACUUUGGCUCGAGGCUGGCACUGCAUGACAUCAUUGCAGGACAAAAUCUACGUAAUUGGGGGAAGUGACGACCACGAGGACAGCAUGGAGCGCUUUGAUGUGCUGGAAGUGGAGGCCUUUGAUCCACAGACUGAGCAGUGGAGUAGAAUAACACCAUUGCGGUAUCCCAACAGUGAGGCGGCAGUAGCAGUAUGGAAUGGCAAGAUCUAUGUCAUGGGAGGCUACACUUGGGAGCACAUGGACUUCUCUGAAAACACUCAGGUGUUUGUUCCAGAGAAAGGCCAGUGGGUGAUGGGACCCAACCUGCCGAGGUACAUUGCUGGAGCCUCUGCGUGUGUUUGCACUGUACGACCUCAAAAAUCCUGCAACACAGAACAAAAUAGGAUAGGACAGAGGGGGAAAGACAAGCAGAAUUCCAGUCAAGGACAAGACAGAUAACUGUAGCAAGAAACCUUGUUAUUUUAUUGCCCUGAAAGCAGAUGUGUGUUUCUUCCCAAAACGCAGACUUUGGCACUAAGGGCUUGAGCUGAUCUGAGAUCAGUAAUUGUGAACUGCUGAAGGAGGAGAUGAGCUGGAUUAAACUGCUGUUUUGAGUCAUUUCUGAAUCAGUUGAUUGCAAUAAUGAGUGAUUUUAGAGGUGCCUCUUCAGGCCUUUAUAAGAGUGUAGGCAAUUAUUCCAUUUGUAGAAAUAAUGCGCUGUUGUGUCUGUCAAGCUGCUGGUGAAUUUUUCAAAGCACAAAUCUGAAGAUAUGUUUUCUACCACCGCAUUGUGUGUAAUGCUUGCCUUUGCAGUUAACGUUUCAGAUAACUUCAUUAUGUGGAUUAACACGGGCAGACAUUUUCAAUAUUGCAUUAAAAAAUUGAACACACUGCA
Pygocentrus nattereri (red-bellied piranha) is the source of this 2479-nucleotide messenger RNA. RefSeq names its product kelch-like family member 36 (gene klhl36). The transcript is spliced from 5 exons. The record is from RefSeq and is a predicted model, not a curated record. NCBI's taxonomy places the organism in Eukaryota, Metazoa, Chordata, Actinopteri, Characiformes, Serrasalmidae. Bases 142 to 2043 code for a protein of 633 amino acids. Gene Ontology annotation, molecular function: cullin family protein binding.